AUGGCUUCCUCCUCGAGCAUCCCUCACAAUCAUCAUCAUAUGGGCGAACCAAUACUGUUCGAUUCCUUUAUAUACGAUACCCUCGGCCUCAUACCUAUUUCUGGCAGCUUCGUCAAUGUGGAUGAUGUCGACUUCAUCGGGUAUUUGGCUUUGGGACUUAAGCCGACGUUAUACCCUCUAUAUGCAAGUACUCAUAUUUCUAAAUGUCGCCCAAUGCUGCAUGACGAUCUGAGAACACAGAUUUCUCUGUAUGGUUACGUUUCAACUUCAAUCGUGCAUUUUUCAGCCUUCGAAACAGAACAAAGCAAGGAAGUCCCAGUAUAUGUUAAUUUCCUUCAACCUGCGAUUGAAUGGUUGAACUUCCCUGCCAAAUCUACGAGGAUGGGCCCUGACAAUCGCUUUUAUGUCGUAUACGACUUGGUUAAUUCUGUCAACUCUACCACCGUUGUUCAUAUCGCACACCAUCCCACCGGCUAUCACCCUUGGUCUGACUUCACUACUCUAGGUUCCAUGUACGAUUUGUGCAACAGCGGCAGCCCUGCAAUCCUCCCCUCUUCCUCUACAUUGUUGUCAAGCGACGUAACACAGACUCACACUUCAAACGAGGCCAAAUUCAUAACAGGCGCGCACCACAACCAGCAUGUAACAUCCGUAGCUGCAACCAGUGCUCAAACAGCCGCGUCAUCAUUGUCGACGAUCUAUUCAUUGUUACGACUUGGAUGGUAUCUGUUGGCGAUGCUCAAACAGAGCCUGUGUCGUCAACGGUCUGUGGACGUCCUUGGGCUAGCCCAAGGUUAG
Molecule: messenger RNA, 798 nt
Organism: Suillus bovinus
Lineage: Eukaryota; Fungi; Basidiomycota; Agaricomycetes; Boletales; Suillaceae
Exons: 6
Coding region: 1-798 (265 amino acids)
Source: RefSeq, a predicted model, not a curated record